Molecule: messenger RNA, 2343 nt
Organism: Durusdinium trenchii
Lineage: Eukaryota; Dinophyceae; Suessiales; Symbiodiniaceae
Source: the annotation of a GenBank genome assembly
AUGGUUGAUUAUGAGGAUGUGGAAAAUCUGUUGUCUGAAGAUGAGGACGAUAGAGGAUUUGAAGAUUUGCCAGAAUUGAUUCCACUUUUGCCUGAAGACAGUUUUUCAUUUGCAGAGGAUGUUUCUCGUCUUCAUGAAUUUCUGCCAGGUGACUCUCUCGGAUUUUCAGGACCGUUUCCUCAGGAACCAUGGCUUGAGCUUGGAGAACCUGAUGCAGAAGCUGCGUCUGGGUCAGGCCCAGAUUUUGAUGCAGGAGCGAGCAACUCAGGGACAAAUGAGAUUGAAGUUGACAAAUAUGACUGGAACCUAACUGUUACUUCGUUUUACGAGCAGUACAAACACGUGGACCCCUCCUUGAAAUUGCCUUGGGAGAAUUCCUCAAUGCAAGGGCUAUUUGUCGAAAGCUCGGCGCUCAGUUUUCCAAAGAUCCACGGAGUAGCUUUUGAGACACCUGAGAUUGCAGAGCAGCUGGACCCGAUACAGAGUCUUGGAGGUGAAAUAGGUGAAUGCAUUGAUGCUGCAUACCUCCAUGCUGUAAGUGAUCUAAGAGAUUUAGACUACAUUGAACAGAAGAAGUUGCAAACAGAUUUGGCGUGCUCAAAAUGGAUGGACAUCAUUGCAAUUGACUGGGAGGCUUCUUCCGUAGGAACUCAAGUCUGUCAGGACCUUCGCAGUGAUCCGUCAGGUAGAGACGCUGAGGAGACCCUCAAGGCAUCGUUUGGCACCAAGAGCCACUCAACCCUUUUGAAGAGAGCAAGUGUUCUGAAGCGGUACAUUGUUUGGCACAGAUCUUUCUAUGGAACUGCUGUUGAUGGUGUGAAUGUAUUCCCUUUGCGUGAACCUGACGUCUGGGACUUCUUCAAGUUCUUGAAGGAAUCCAGAUUGGCUGGAGGCAAGGGCUUUACUGCGCCUGCUACUUUCCUUGAGACUGUGAGGUUCUGCAAGUUCACGAUUGAUCUGGCAGGUGCCUCGGAGGUCCUCGAAUCGAAACGGUUAUUGGGUCUAGCAGCAUUAGAAAAGCGAGAGAAGGGCCCGUUGAAACAAGCUCCUGCUAUGGAAGUCGAACACAUACACCGUUUGCAUGCAGUGUUGCAGAGUGGAGCGAACAUAUACGACAGGAUUGGAGCCGGGUGCAUGCUCAUUUGCGUGUACGGCAGGGCUCGUUGGAGCGAUGUGAGGUACAUUGACCAUGUGGAGGUUGAGUCAAGGCGCAAUGGAUGCUUGGUUCUUUACACACGCGAGCACAAGACUUCCAGUAUAGGAGAUCGCUUGGAUCAGUUCCUGCCUUUGGUGGUUCCCUGGGAUGGGAUUACAAAUGACAAUUGGAUUGAGACUUUUCUGACCCUCUAUGCUCAGGCUGGAUUGGACAUACAAAAAGUCCCUUUGGGUCCUUUACUGCCGGCCCCCAAAAUUGUGGGUGGUUUUUGUGCUCGUCCUCUCACGACUCCCGAGAUGUCGAAGUGGCUGAGGCAGUUGUUGAAAGGUACAAGCAACUCUGACACUUUCAGGGCUCACUCCAUGAAGGCCACCGUGCUUGGGUGGUGCGCUCGUGCUGGGCUCGACAAAGAGGUCAGAGCUGUGCUGGGCCAUCACUGUGGAGCGGUGACAGGGUCCGAUGUUGUUUAUUCCCGAUCACUGCAGGUCAGGCCCAUCCGAAAGCUUCAGAUGCUGCUGCGCCUGAUUCGAAUUGGAAUGGGCUUUGAGGAGAUUGCGGAUCAAGGACAGGUGGCUUCGGUGACACCGGCUCCUAGGACGCCGGGACCCCAGGUUGGGGUGCAUGGAGUGCAAGCGACUACACCUGUACUCCCUCCUAGAAUGCAAACCACUGAUCCAGUUGACCAAGCUCUGGAGUCCUGCAACAUGCAAGAGGAUGCAAUCAGCGCAAAAGAGGAGCUGGAGAACGCCACUGGUUUGAUCGAAGCUGCCGAGGAACUCACAUUACUUUCAAGUGACUUGGUAGGAAGAGGCUUGAUCGAAAUUGAUAGCUCGACUGGAAGCGAUAGCAGCAGUGAUACCAGUUCUUCAAGCGUUGACACACCUUUGCAUUGUGCUGCAGGGAAAAAAGCACUUUACGAGGAAUUUGUUCCUCCAGGGCUGCAGUACUACAAGCACUCCAAGAGCCAGCGAGUGCACUGUGCGUUGGCCGAAGCUUCUCAAACUAAGUGCAAACAAAAACUGAACGCAAACUACCGCGACUUAGGGCGUGUCAUGAAUUUUAAGUUUCCGAAAUGCCUGCACUGUUUUCCAAAGGACGCCGACCGUAUUCGAACUCGGGCAGAUGCUGUCGCAGCCUUGGACUCAGCUCUUGAACGAGUCCGUGAGGCGAAGAAGAAACGUGGUUAG